Messenger RNA from Scaptodrosophila lebanonensis, 1540 nucleotides. Its product is annotated as stomatin-like protein 3. The transcript is spliced from 5 exons. Gene Ontology annotation, cellular component: plasma membrane. The record is from RefSeq and is a predicted model, not a curated record. The coding region runs from base 38 to 1453 and encodes 471 amino acids. Lineage: Eukaryota; Metazoa; Arthropoda; Insecta; Diptera; Drosophilidae.
UUAGUUUCGGAAUUGAAUUUUAAAUUAAAGUGCUGUAAUGCUCGAUGAACGUUCUAUAGGAAAGAACUGGGAGGGGUUUGGACACAAAAAGCAUAAGCAGGGUGACGACGCGGAAGACCCAACAAAAAGCCCAAAGGAAGAACAGCCAAGAGAAGAAAAGCGAAGGGAAGAUAAGCGAAGGGAAGAAAAGCGAAAGGAAGAAAAGCGAAAAGAGGAAAAGCGAAAGGAAGAGAAGCAAAAAGGCAGACGCACUUCUAAAAAAUCAAAGAAACCUCUCCAACAAACCACUGAGAAAUACGAGAACCGUGGAUUGGAAAAAUUCUUUACAAUCCUGUCGAUGGUGCUCGCUGUGAUUACGUUUCCAGUCUCAGUUUUCAUCUGCUUGGUGGUUUUGAAGGAGUUCCAACGUGCCGUUGUUCUGAGGCUGGGACGCCUCAGAGCGGGAGCACGGGGACCGGGCCUCACCUGGAUACUGCCAUGCAUCGACAGAUACGCCGUUGUGGAUCUCCGCACAAGGGUGGAGGAGGUGCCCACCCAAGAUGUGAUCACCAGGGACUCGGUGACGAUACGAGUAGAUGCUGUAUUAUUCUAUUCUGUAUACAAUCCCAUAGCCUCCCUGCUGCAAGUGGACGAUGUCGACGUAGCGACUCUGCUUCUCGCGCAAACUACGCUGCGCAAUGCUGUGGGUGCUCAAUCGUUCCUGAAACUGGUGGAGUUCCGAGAAAAGCUGUCCAAACAAAUCACGGAGGCUGUUAAUGAAGCCACACAGCACUGGGGCGUUAAGGUGGAGCGCAUUGAAAUCAAGGACAUCAGCUUGCCAGAGGAAAUGCAGCGCGCCUUGGCCAGCGAGGCGGAGGCCUAUCGGGAAGCUCGUGCCAAAGUAAUCUCUGCGCAGGGUGAACUCAAUGCCUCGGCAGCUCUGAAGGAUGCCUCCGAUGUCAUGGCCACCAACAUAAUCACACUGCAGCUAAGACAACUGCAGAUCUUAACUUCGAUUGCCACGGAGCGCAACUGCAGAAUUAUUUAUCCGUUUCCCAUGGAUCUAAUGACAGGCUUUGAGGGAAGCUAUGCCAAGGGCAACGCGGAUGACAGUGGUGGCAGUAAUAAAAAGUCGACUUCAACAGAAAUCGGCGACAACUCCCUAUUAAUGUUUUCAAAUAAAAACGAAGAGGAAUUACCCAAGACGGUACUCGAUGGCAAGGAAAUAGGUUUUUUCAAUGCAGAAGAGGUUGUAUCGGAUGCACCGAAAGUUAUAAAGAAGCGCAGACUCAACGAACUGGUAACACCUAUCUUUUCCCUCAUUCCUGAUCGGGAAGAUGCCCGACCUUCGGAGAAGAAAAAGGCAGAGCAGAAGAAAAAGAAAUUUGUACAAGAGAGUGUAGAGCCUUCGCGACCGCCACAGCCACCCGAACCAGAACCCGAUUUUAAGCCGGGCGACUUUUUUUACUUUUAGUCCAAAUUCUGGUCAAUUAUGAUUUAAUGUUUUUACUACAGAAUUGUGUUUAUUGCAAAUAAAAUGAAUAAUAUACAUUAAAAUGAA